Puntigrus tetrazona (Sumatra barb) is the source of this 3263-nucleotide messenger RNA. It is a transcript of the gene senp2, whose product is annotated as SUMO specific peptidase 2. NCBI's taxonomy places the organism in Eukaryota, Metazoa, Chordata, Actinopteri, Cypriniformes, Cyprinidae. Gene Ontology annotation, biological process: protein desumoylation. Gene Ontology annotation, cellular component: nucleus. The record is from RefSeq and is a predicted model, not a curated record. The coding region runs from base 150 to 1940 and encodes 596 amino acids. Gene Ontology annotation, molecular function: deSUMOylase activity. The transcript has 17 exons.
CGCAGUUGACAAAUCAGUGACGCAGUAAACGUACAGCCGUACGGAAGGCUAGUAAAACACGAGUGGGUCCAUUUUUCGUAUUCACAAUAUUCAGUAUAGACCUGGCACUAACCAACGAAGCAGAGUCUUAUUCAUCGUGGUGGUUUGUGAUGUAUGAAUGGAUAGUUGACGGAUUAUCGUCGCUCUUCGUGCCUUUUUCUGGUGAGAAAUCCGCAGCCUGGCCUAGCGAUCACGGUAACGGUGUAGCACGAGCCGCGGGCACAGACACUCAGCGGCUGGACAACAGCAGGCCCGCCAAACGCAACUAUCAAAGUGUGUACUCAGCUGAUUGUGUGACCGAAUAUCCAGAAGUCAAGAGAGCAAGACAUGAUGUGAUCCUCAGGGUUGUCAAGAAGACUUUUGCAGGGAUUGCAGGGCUGUUCCGAUCAAGACACCACAGAAAGGCAGAGCAUGAAAAGCAGAAAGCCUUUACAGAGGUUGGCAGGGUUGCCUUUAUGGGUAUUGAUGACAUACACAGCAACAGCCUGAGUUCAUGGAUUGAGAGCGACGGAAUGGAUAAACAGAUAGAAAUCGGACUUAAAAAUAAUGAAAGAACAGCAGCCAAUGUCCACCACAACCCCCAGGCUUUAUGGAAACCUGAAGGAGCAAUGCUGUACAAGGGAAGCCAGGACAAAGGCAGGGAGAUGCGCAGAUCCCUGAAGCUAGUGCCGUCUUGCAACACCCACGGGCUAAGCGCAAGACCGGCUGAGAUGGAGCAUCCGAGCCGAACACACAAACCUCGCCUGACCGUGGAGGAGGCACUAAGAGAGAGCGAUCGAGAGCAUUACAGGAAGCUGGUAGAGAUGGCGUCAGAGAAAUAUUCAAAGAGCAAAUUGUUGCCGUUUGGACGAAUGAAGCCUCCAAUCACCACUUUCUCCCUUGAUGGACACAAGGCCAAUGGACACACCUCCAUCAAUCGCACUACUGACAUUAGCAGACCUGCUCCAAUCAGAGCCAUACCUAAUGUGUCUGUUUGGUGGGAUCCACUGAUGCAUACUAAAGAAAGAACAUUAGAUUUUAAUCGAAGCACUUCAGCAAGUGAGAUCAAGGAAGGCUCCUUGGAUAACCAAACUGCAAGAAAAAUUCCUGUAGAUGUGGACCUGUCCGCUGAGGUUGAAGCCAGGUUGAAUCUUAAGGAGAAAGAAGCAGCUGCAGGUCCCUCACUACCUUCCAUAUCUGAACUGAUUACAGAUAAAGCGAGGCGCAGUGAGGAGGAGUUUCCCAGACUCACUAAGGAGAUGCAGCAGGAAGUGAGUGCUGCUCUUGCUCAAACUGAUCCAAACCUGGUUCUGUGCAGUGCAUUCAAACUGCGUAUCACACAGAGGGAUCUGGCAACCUUGCAAGAGGGCAGCUGGCUCAAUGAUGAGGUGAUCAACUUCUACAUGAAUCUGGUGAUGUCCCGCAGUGAGCAGGAAGUAGUAGGCAGGAAGGUCUACUCUUUUAGUACCUUCCUCUUUCCCAAGUUGCAUAGCGGUGGACAUGCUGCAGUACGGCGGUGGACUAAGGCUGUAGACCUCUUCCUAUAUGACAUCAUUCUGGUCCCUCUUCACCUGGGUGUUCACUGGUCUCUUGCUGUUGUUGACUUCAAAUCAAAGUCUGUACGAUCAUAUGAUUCCAUGGGUCAAAGGCACGAUGACAUCUGCAACAUGAUUUUGCUUUAUCUGAAAGAGGAGUUCAAGGUGAAGAAGGGCAAAGAUUUGGACACAUCAAAGUGGACCUUGAGCAGUCUACGACCUUCUGAGAUCCCUCAGCAGAAGAACGGUAGUGAUUGUGGCGUGUUCGUAUGCAAAUAUGCAGAUUAUAUCUCCCGAGGACGCAACCUCACAUUCAGACAGAAUCAUAUGCCAUAUUUCAGGAAAGCUAUGAUCUGGGAGAUCCUCAACCAAAAGCUGCUGCAGUAGAAGCGUUGGGAAUAUCAUAGCGACUGAAUCAGAUUGACCAAAGCACAGGACCACCGUUUGUCUGUCCCUUCUGCUUUUUUCUCUUUGAGACAUUUGGCUUUUUAUUGGCCUAUUGCAAAAUUCCACCCAAUUUUUCUGACAGUGGAUUGCUGGUUCCAGGCUGGGUUUGUUUGCACUAAUAACCAAUCCCUACUGUACGAAUCCAAACACUAGAAGCGCAGAUAUGAGCAGAACACUGGAUGGGGGUGUGAAUAGAUUUGAGCAGGUGGAAGCCUCGUUAGCAUUUGUUGUGAGGCUGGAAUCGUUCUCAUUCCAAGAAUGUAGUCUUAUCACCCCCUACUGGUUAUACUGUGAGAUUUUCCAACUCGCAGAAGUAGCUGUCGAUGUUCCCGUGUUUAGUUACGAUGGGGUACUAAAGUUACAAAAUGGACCUUAUUUUCAGCAAGAGUUUCUUAGCGUGGAGAUGUCUUAGCAGUUACUUAUCUAUCUUCUUUCUUUUUUUACCUCACAUGUGCAUUAAUAAGAAAUAAGCAUAUUUAUUUAGUUUGAAUGAGAUGCAGUGAUGCUUAGUAUGUCAAGACUUGUUUUAAAAACUACAAUGUUACCCAUGUCAGAGCAUCCUAAUAGCAAAGUUUGAUGUGCAUGGUGAUGUUGGUACUUGCACUGAAAGCAACAGUAUUCAGUGGAUCUCGUUUCUUUUGUCUCUAAAUAGUCCUGGCCUCCAAGUGCCUUGUUCCCAGAGCAUCUGAUAUUUUUAAGCCAUUCAAAUAUUUUGGCUUCAUACCCGUUUCUGGAGCAUCUGACAUGCUUGUUAUAUGUGUGUACGAAAGCAACCGAGCUUAACACAAGCAAAACCAGAGUUGGAUGACUAGGAGGGGAAUGCAUUGCUCGUUAUUUUGUUUUUAGAUGCUAUGUUCAUAAUCCCGAUGGCUGUAUUAGACAUUCAUAUUGAACUGGAAAUGUGGAACAGUGAAGUUGUGCCAAAUGGACAUUUCAGUGGUUAAAUUCUGCAAUAUUCCUCUCUCAUCCAGAAACGCAGGAUCAAAAAGUGCUUUAAUUCUGACUUGAAGUAAAAAGAAGAAAAAGGUCUAUAUUUAUUUGUUCUUACGUGGCUCUUCUGACUGAGUUUGAGCUUGAGUGCAUAUCCUGGAUUGGACUUGUUUGUGAGAAUGGAGAGUGGUUGGAUUGGCAGUGGGUGAGUUCUGAUGCAAGCUUUAAUAUAGAAAAUGAAAAGGCCCACUGCAUAUGAGCCAUUUUUGUCAUUAAUGCAGAAUGUUGGUCAUUAUUUUUGUAAGUAAUAAAGAUGUGAACAAAAAAAAAAAA